CUCAUUGAUGACAUUGCCUAUGAAUCUGACGGACCCUCUCCCACCCUUGGCUGCUUUGUCUCCGAGAAACUCUCCACCUUCACUGCCUGCAAUUCUUGGACUGUAGUUGAAGACACCCUAGUUAAGGAAGAACUGGUAGCUGACUGUAGUGACACAGAGCUUGCGGAUGAGGGCUUCGAUUACACCGCCCUCACAACCAGCUUGAUGGCCGAGAACAAGCAGAUGAGAGGAAGAGAGCAGAUGGGCCACAUGCUUUUAGAGAAGUAUGACCACAUGACCCACGAGCAGGCAUAUCACAUCCAUCAGCAGGGUUCCGAUGUUCAAGCCGGACCCUCACUUUUACAAGGGUGGCCCGGCUUAGGCGACAUUGGUGAAGGAAGUACAGCUGGUCAUAGCUACUGUGAGGAUGUGACAUCACCUAUUCACCAAGGGCUGCAGCACUCUCUGGUUGGACCUAAUAGUGAAAAUCAGAGGACCAGUGAUAGUGAAAACAUGGGACUCGGGAAGAUUUUGGCAUCAGUCACCCAGCUACGACAGUUUCACCACCACCCUUUCUCCAACGCAGAACGAGAUAGCACUUAUAGACCUGGUGGCAGCUGUGGAAGAAAGAAGGUGAAGAAACCAUUCUCCUGUGCACAGUGCUCUUACCAGACUGCAUCCAAGAGCAAUCUGGUGAUCCAUCUACGUACUCACACAGGGGAAAGACCGUAUCAGUGUCCGCAGUGCUCAUUUAGUGCUUCAUUUGAAUACAAUCUGAAAGUUCACAUGAGGACACAUACGGGCGAAAAGCCAUACAUGUGUCCUAAUUGUCCUUUGCGCUUUGCUCAGAAGGCCCACCUCAAGAAUCAUCUCUUCACCCACACUGGAGAAAAGCCAUUUUCAUGUCAGCACUGCUCGGCAAAAUUCAGCCGCAUGAGCAAUCUGAGAAGACAUUCCCAAACUCAUCAGUAACCCCUUCCUUCUUUCAUAGUUCUUUCAUUUUCACUCAUUUUUAUUUCACUUUUAAUGUUUCUUUCCCAUAUUCAUGUUGCUUUCAUAUAGUAUCGCUCUCUCAGUAACUGAAAGAGAAGGUAUGGUGAACUUUUGGAACGUAGAGCAUUCACCUAUCAAAAGGAAAUAAUCAAGGAAUAUGGUGAAACCUUCAUUUUAUUGUCUUUCAACUAAUUAACAAAGUUAAAUAAGUAACAGACAUUGCCAGCCUGCUUUCAGAUAACAUUAAGUAAUCUGAUCUCUGUGGAGAUAGUCUGAAUCUGUUGAACAUAAAUGAAUAUGAUAUAAUUUAAAGUUAUCAUUUGUUGUAUUCCUCAUCAUUCACACAAUACUGCCACUCAUGUCAAUGCAGGUCCUAAAAAUAAUACGAGUUAGUCAUGUAAGUUUAAAGUUUCAGAUAAUCUUCCUUUCCUAAACUAAAAAUAAAAGAAUAUUUAUUACUUUGGGUUUAUGGUCUGUUUAACAUACAAUGUGUGUAGAAUACUUUGCAAAACUAGGAUGAUUUUUAAGGUUUGGAGAUAUAUAUGAGAUAGGAAGUUAUUGGAUAUAUGGCUAUGAAAGUAUAUUAAGUCUUCCCAAAAAGUUAACUUAUU
Molecule: messenger RNA, 1583 nt
Organism: Penaeus indicus
Lineage: Eukaryota; Metazoa; Arthropoda; Malacostraca; Decapoda; Penaeidae
Product: zinc finger protein 22-like
Exons: 4
Biological process (GO): regulation of transcription by RNA polymerase II
Molecular function (GO): DNA-binding transcription factor activity, RNA polymerase II-specific; RNA polymerase II cis-regulatory region sequence-specific DNA binding
Source: RefSeq, a predicted model, not a curated record